AUGGCAAACCUAUUCUUUCUUUACUUUCUUACGCAAAUCUUCCCUUUCUCUCGGUUCAUUAUUACAGGUAGUGAAAAAAUCUUCAGGAUAGAAACGACGGUCUUGGACCGGUCGUACUACCGCCGGUCAGACACAAACCGGCAGCGACUGAUACACAAAGCCAAGAUGAAAUCCCUCCGGAUAUCGGUCGUCAUCGUGGUGGUCUUCAUGGUCUGCUGGACGCCCUACUACAUCAUGAUGCUAAUAUUUAUGUUCCUCAAUCCGACCGAACGGCUCGGCGAGGACCUACAGACGGGCAUAUUUUUCUUCGGGAUGUCUAACAGCCUCAUUAAUCCGCUAAUAUACGGUGCAUUCCAUCUCAUCCCGAUUCGAAGGCGGCACAAUCAGUACAAUCAACAUGUAAGGGAAGGAUCGGCCUAUUUUCAACGAUCGUCUACCUGCAACCACCAGAAUGGAAACAACAAUCUACAGCAGCAGCAGCAGCAGCAACAACCGCAGCACCAACGAAGCACAAACCUUACCGUCAAUAACAAAUUGUCAAAUUCGCACUCGAACCUGGCGGAGGAAAUUUCCCUCAUGUCGCUGGAGAAGGAUCUCAAAAGUCUGGACGAAAACGUCAACCAGAUUCAUCUGAAGGCCGGUUCGGCCAACAAGCGCAGCCUGGCCCGGAAGUUCUAUUCGCUGACCCUGUUGCUGCACCGGACGAGACCUACCAAGCUAUAGAAAUGACGGAGCGGGCCAGUCAGCGUCGACCGUUGUAAAAUUAAAGUUCAAUAUUCCUAUUACUAAGUGAGUCGUUUGUGGUUUAGGCGAGACACUUAGCUACGGUAUUACAAGAUGUAUUUUACCUACACCCAGAGUUGUAAUGAUUAAUUAUUUAAGAAAUUCAUGUCUCAAUGAUGCUCAAGUAAAAUACGCGGCAGCCAAGGAAAAGUGAUAAAUGAUAAAAUAUUUACCUAGCACCUAGCAGCAGCGUAGGAUAGAUAAAUGACUGCUUCGAUUUGAAGCGUGAGAGCGUGAGAAUCGUUACAUCGCAUGAAUGAGCAAUGGUUGCCGCUUGUUGACAUGAAGAAAGUCCAAUGAGAUUGUUUCACGAUUAUACUCUGAAGUGUUUAGUAUUUAUUCCAUCGUGAUAGUAGUAAGCGAUACCAGUUGCAAUACGAUGUAUAAGCUGUCAGACAGUUUCAACCUUAAAACUAG
Molecule: messenger RNA, 1200 nt
Organism: Topomyia yanbarensis
Lineage: Eukaryota; Metazoa; Arthropoda; Insecta; Diptera; Culicidae
Product: gonadotropin-releasing hormone II receptor-like
Exons: 4
Coding region: 1-723 (240 amino acids)
Biological process (GO): G protein-coupled receptor signaling pathway
Cellular component (GO): membrane
Molecular function (GO): peptide binding; G protein-coupled receptor activity
Source: RefSeq, a predicted model, not a curated record